CUGGUGGUUGUAGAAGUACUACUUGUAACCAUCAGUCUAUAUCGAGAUAGCCACACAAGCUUUGCCGCCUACCUGGGAGCAGAAUUCAUCUCUGGGUUCUUUCAGCUCCAUCGCUCAUCAGUGACAUCCACACAGCAUGGAGGAUUCAUCCGAGCAGUCCCACUGGGUGUCCCCAGCUCUGCUCAGCUCAGAUCCUCUGGCCAGUUUCUCCUCUGAGCCCGGCCUACUGCCUCCAGGAGAAGAUGGAGAGUCCUUCUUCUCCAGCCAGGACACUGACUACACCAGUCUGUCCUCAUUCUUCUCCAACCCCAGCCACAGCCGAGCGUCAUCCAGCUACAGACACAGCUCGGUCCGACAGGUGCUGACCUCCCCGAGCCUCCUCACUAACUUCCAGCUGCUUGAUGGGUCGAGCAGUCACUCCCUGAGCUCGCCAUACAACCCCCCCACCUCCACCUGGAGCAGCAGCCCCCUCACAAAGACCACGCUCCACUCCCACACCCCAACCUCCCUCUACACCCCCACUGUCACUUCAACUUUCACCACCUCUAGAGAUGGAUACUCGUCUCCAAGCAGAGAGGGCAGGGAUAGUCCCAGGCUGCAGGAGGCCCUAAAGGCUGAGCGCCUCAGUCCGCUUGGGGGGUCUGGGGCCAGCAACAGUUUUUUGAAUCUGACUCCUGCUGCUGGGAGUCUUUACACUUCAUCAUCCCACUCCCACCCUCACAUGCUGAGCCCCUACAGCUCGUAUAUGACGAGUCCACAAGAGUACAACUCUUCCAGCCUCUACUCCAGCCCUGGAGCCUGGAUCAGCCCUUCGUACUCUCCCAAACUCCACAAUAAAAUGAGGAUAUCCACUCCAGAGGCCAGAGAGUGUGUCAACUGCGGAGCCACAGCCACCCCCUUAUGGCGUCGGGAUGGUACAGGCCACUACCUGUGUAACGCCUGUGGACUGUACCACAAGAUGAAUGGUCAAAACAGGCCUCUCAUCAGACCCAAGAAAAGACUGAUUGUCAGCAAGCGAGCUGGAACACUGUGUGCCAACUGUCACACAAGCACAACCACACUGUGGAGACGCAACGCCAACGGAGAGCCUGUGUGUAAUGCAUGUGGUCUCUACUUCAAACUGCACAAUGUCAACCGGCCCCUGACCAUGAAGAAGGAUGGUAUUCAAACACGAAACAGAAAAGUGUCCAACAAGAACAAGAAGAGCAAGAAGACGGCCAUGUUUGAACCGUACGCAGACAUGACUCAGCCACCCUCCCUGGACAGCAAUGGUACCCCCUUUUCCCUCGGACCUGGGACUCUCCUCACUUACAGCCACACGCCUCACCUUAUCCCAACACCAUCACCCCUGCACCCCUCCGCUUCCUUACCAUACACGCACCACCUCAACACUGGCAUGGUGCCCACACUGGUGUAAUACAAAAAAGCUUGUUUGAUAGUUCUACAUCUGUUUUGUGCACUGAAUGAUGUGAAUAAGGUUUUUUGUCUCAUACUUUCUGUUUAAAAUCUGUAGAUGUGAUUUUUACCAAGUUUGAUGUCAGAGAGGAAAUUGUCUCAGCUGUAAAUACCAACACAAAUUGAAUUUGACUUUCAUCUGUGUAUCUUCAAUGAUCAGAAUGUGAAAUUAUCUUCUGGUUUUGCGCUACAAAGGUCUUUUUUUUGUAUUUGAAAAAUUAUCCUUAUUAUAUUGUAACUCUACCA
Cheilinus undulatus (humphead wrasse) is the source of this 1701-nucleotide messenger RNA. It is a transcript of the gene gata1a, whose product is annotated as GATA binding protein 1a. NCBI's taxonomy places the organism in Eukaryota, Metazoa, Chordata, Actinopteri, Labriformes, Labridae. Gene Ontology annotation, biological process: cell fate commitment; positive regulation of transcription by RNA polymerase II; negative regulation of transcription by RNA polymerase II. The transcript has 6 exons. Gene Ontology annotation, cellular component: nucleus. The coding region runs from base 137 to 1417 and encodes 426 amino acids. Gene Ontology annotation, molecular function: DNA-binding transcription factor activity, RNA polymerase II-specific; zinc ion binding; RNA polymerase II cis-regulatory region sequence-specific DNA binding. The record is from RefSeq and is a predicted model, not a curated record.